CUGAAGUGAAGCAAGGAGCUCCUUUUCUACAGGGACCUGCUGAGGACAGAAGAGAGCUGCUCAGUAAGGAUGUUCAUGUCUACAAGAUCACAGGUUGUUGUGAAGGUGUGGACUUUCACAACAGGGGUGAGGACCCAGAGAACAGAGUCCCUCCCUCUGAAGCCCCUCUGUGUGGGGAACAUGACAACCAGACCAAAGCUCAGAGGAUCCAUCAGAGAUCUGGAGCUGGAUCCAUCUGCGAGUCAAUGAACAGUAACCAGUCUGCAGGGCGUCUUGUGGACUUUAAAGACGACUGCCCCUCUGGUGAUGCAAGAGAGAACCAGGAGAGCUCAGAUGUUCACACAGGAAGUACAGCUCCAGUUUGUCAGCGUGAUCUCAAAUCCAACCUGAAGAAGAAGUUCAAGUGUGUGUUCGAGGGGAUCGCUAAGUCAGGAAACCCGACCCUUCUUAAUGAGACCUACACAGAGCUUUACAUCACAGAGGAAGGGACUGCAGAGGUCAAUAAAGAACAUGAGGUCAGUCAGAUUGAAACCACAUCCAGGAAACCAGUCAGACCAGAAAUAACCAUCAGACUAGAAGACCUCUUCAAAGCCUCAACUGGAGGAGAGGAACCAAUAAGAACAGUGAUGACUAAGGGAGUGGCUGGCAUUGGAAAAACAGUCUUAACACAGAAGUUCACUCUGGACUGGGCUGAAGACAAUAACCACCAGGACAUACAGUUCACAUUUCCAUUUACCUUCAGAGAGCUGAAUGUGCUGAGAGAGAAGAAGUACAGUUUGGUGGGACUUGUUCAUCACUUCUUCAGUGAAACCAGAGCAGCAGGAGUCUGCAUGUUUGAAGAGUUCCAGAUUCUGUUCAUCUUUGACGGUCUGGAUGAGUGUCGACUUCCUCUGGACUUCCACAACAAUGAGAUCCUGACUGAUGUCACAGAGUCGGCCUCACUCGAUGUGCUCCUCACCAACCUCAUCAGGGGGAAGCUGCUUCCUUCUGCUCAACUCUGGAUCACCACACGACCUGCAGCAGCCAAUCAGAUCCCUCCUGAGUGUGUUGGCAUGGUGACAGAGGUCAGAGGGUUCAUUGACCCCCAGAAGGAGGAGUACUUCCAGAAAAGGUUCAGCGAUAAGAAGCAGGCCAAGAGGAUCAUCUCUCAUAUUAAGACGUCACAAAGCCUCCACAUCAUGUGUCACAUCCCAGUCUUCUGCUGGAUCACUGCUACAGUUCUGGAGGAGGUGUUGAAGACCAGAGACGGAGAAGAGCUGCCCAAGACCCUGACUGAGAUGUACAUCCACUUCCUGGUGGUUCAGUCCAAAGUAAAGAAGGUCAAGUACGAUGGAGGAGCUAAGACGGAUCCACACUGGAUUCCAGAGAACAGGAAGUUGAUUGAGUCUCUGGGAAAACUGGCCUUUGAUCAGCUGCAGAAAGGUAUCCUGAUCUUCUAUGAAUCCGACCUGACAGAGUGUGGCAUCGAUAUCAGAGCAGCCUCAGUGUACUCAGGAGUGUUUACUCAGAUCUUUAGAGAGGAGAGUGGACUGUACCAGGAGAAGGUGUUCUGCUUCGUCCAUCUGAGUGUUCAGGAGUUUAUGGCUGCUCUUCAUGUCCAUCUGACCUUCUACAGCUCUGGUGUCAAUCUGCUAUUAAAAAAACAAACAACCUCCUGGUUGUCUAAAGGCAAAGCUGAACCAAUGCAUUUCUACCAGAGUGCUGUGGACAAGGCCUUACAGAGUCCUAAUGGACACCUGGACUUGUUCCUCCGCUUCCUCCUGGGUCUUUCACUGAAGACUAAUCAGACUCUCCUACGAGGUCUGCUGACACAGGCAGGAAGUAGCUCACAGACCAAUCACAGAACAGUCCAAUACAUCAAGGAGAAGAUCAGUGAGGAAGUGUCUCCAGAGAAAAGCAUCAAUAUGUUCCACUGUCUGAAUGAACUGAAUGAUGGGUCUCUAGUGAAGGAGAUCCAACAGUCCCUUAGUUCAGGACGUCUUUCCACAGAUAAACUAUCUCCUGCUCAGUGGUCAGCUCUGGUCUUCAUCUUACUGUCAUCAGAAUAUCUCGAGGUGUUUAACUUGAGGAAAUACUCUGCUUCAGAGAGGGCUCUUCUGAGGCUGCUUCCAGUGGUCAAAGCCUCCAACAAAGCUCUACUGGACGGCUGUAACCUCUCACAGAUGAGCUGCGAAGCUCUGUCCUCAAUGCUCAGCUCCCAGUCCUCUAGUCUGAGAGAGCUGGAUCUAAGUAAUAAUGGCAUUGAGGAUUCAGGAGUGAAGCUGCUGUCGGCUGGACUGGAGGUUCCACACUGUCCUUUGAAGACACUCAGACUGAAUGGCUGUAACCUCUCGGGGAGAAGCUGUAAAGCUCUGUCCUCAGUUCUCAGCUCCCAGUCCUCUAGUCUGAGAGAACUGGACCUGAGUAACAACGACCUGCAGGAUUCAGGAGUGAAGCUGCUGGCCGCUGGACUGGAGAGUCCACACUGUGACCUGGAGACUCUCAGGCUGUCAGGCUGUCUGAUCACAAAGGACGGCUGUGCUUCUCUGGGCUCAGCUCUUUGCUCCAACCCCACCCAUCUUAGAGAGCUGGACCUGAGCUACAAUCAUCCAGAAGACUUAAGAGUGAAGCCACUGUCAGUUGGACUGAAGGAUCCACAGUGGAGACUGGAAACUCUCAGGGUGGAGCCUGCUGGAGUUCAAUGGUUGAGACCAGGUCUGAGGAAGUAUUCCUGUGAACUCACAAUCGACACAAACACAGUACACAGAGAACUCAAACUAUCUGACAACAAUAGGAAGGUGACAUAUGUGGAGGAGAAGGAGGUUCAGUCAUAUCCUGAUCAUCCAGAGAGAUUUGAUUCCUGGCCUCAGCUGCUGUGUAGAACUAGUCUGACUGGUCGCUGUUACUGGGAGGUUGAGUGGAGAGGAGUCGUUUAUGUAUCAGUGAGUUACAGAGGAAUCAGGAGGAAAGGAGACAGUGAAUGUGAGUUCGGAGCAAAUGAUCAGUCUUGGAGUCUGAUAUGCUUCAAUGAAGGGUACUAUGUCAAUCAUAAUAAGAAAGAAACGCUCAUCACCUCCUCCUCCUCCUCCUCUGGUAGAGUAGCAGUGUAUGUGGACUGUCCUGCUGGCUCUUUGUCCUUCUACAGAGUCUCCACCAACACACUGAUCCACCUCCACACCUUCAGCACCACAUUCACUGAACCUCUUUAUCCUGGGUUUGGGUUUGGGUCCUUGUCCAGUUCUGUUUCCUCAGUGUCUCUGUGUUCUCUGUAGGAGGGAGAGUCUCCUCCUGGUGGAGAACCUUCCUCUCUGCUCAACACAUAGUUCAGUCUGUACAGGAUGUCACACAGCUGAUGUUGGUUCAUGUCGAUGUAGAUGCAGGUAAAGGGUCCCUGAGCUGGUCAGGACUCUAACUCUGGACUAUAAUAAUAUAUUAUAAGCAAGUUUUUUUCAAGGAAAGUUUGUAUCAAUGAAAAUAUGAAGGUGUAGUUUACUUUUUGAGCCAAUUUUAAUUAUUUUUUUUCCAGUGGCUUCAAAUAUAACUUCACAUAAUCGCGGUUAUUCUGAACAAUAACCUUUUGAAAGCUUCAGCUAACCUCUGAAGAAAAAAUUGAAUGACAGAUAUUAGGUGCCUGUGUUUUUAUUAACGUUAAUAUAAAAGUACGUUCAGUACCUCCAUGUAUUACUUUGCGUUAACAGGAAUAUGAUUGUAUCAGUCAAAUAUUAAUAAAUUACUUUUUUUGGAAACAACUGACAGCCAAUCAUUAAUUCCAGGCCGUUUUUGGCCAUGCACAUUUAGACACACUUAGACACAUUUAGACACACACAAACAAAGGAGUUUCCAUUUCAUACCAUUUCCUGAACUCUGCAGGAGAAACAAGUGCUUUCACACGACUCUCCCGUUUUGAUCCUCUAACACGGGUCUCUCACUUUAAUGACCCC
Molecule: messenger RNA, 3920 nt
Organism: Pungitius pungitius (ninespine stickleback)
Lineage: Eukaryota; Metazoa; Chordata; Actinopteri; Perciformes; Gasterosteidae
Product: NLR family CARD domain-containing protein 3-like
Exons: 10
Coding region: 246-3251 (1001 amino acids)
Biological process (GO): intracellular signal transduction
Molecular function (GO): protein binding
Source: RefSeq, a predicted model, not a curated record